CCCUUUCGUCAAACCCUAUCUAUCUCCAAGACUCAAAACCUCCCAGUUUUCCCAGGGUCAAUCUUUGGAGGAAGGAAGGAAAGAAGGAAGGAAGGGACUCUCUCUUUUCUUCGGAGUCGUCAAGCUCUUUCCUAUUCGAUCUCGGCUUUCCUGAUAUGUCCCCCUUCAAAGAAGAUUCAUCCCCAAGUCUCACCUGAUCUCCCUAUAUAAAUCCCCCUCACACCCCCACCAAAACACCUCCCCGUGAGUUUCACCCCCCAGAAACCCCAAUCUUUCCGUCUACGUGACCGCCGUGAUCUGCCUUACACCUCCCCCCUGUCCCUCUUCUCGACAGCUAUGGAACACGCCACCGACGAUCGGUCUUUUGGGGCCACCGCGUUCGCUGCUCCGGCGCGCUCCGUCUUCGCGGGCCUCGGCUUCCCAGAUCCUGGCACUUCGUCGCGAAACCCUCCUCCUCUCGGAAGCCACUGUGAUGCUCAGUCGCUCGAGGAUGGCUUUCGUAGCCUCCGUCUCUCGCCCCCGAAUCGGCAAUCUCCGCAUUCGGGAUUCGCUGGUGAUGUUCUUGGUGCGUACCCACGUGCGUCCCCUACUGAUGUUUCCGGCGUCGGUGUUUCUAGGACUGAUGGUUAUGAUGUGAGUCGUCAGAGCGCAGAUUCGAUUGGCUCUGGCCAGAAUAUUUUUAGGUUCAACUAUGGUCCUUCUGUAAACGUUAAGUCUUUGAGCAAUCACUCUCCUGCGUUGCUCGGUAAUGGCUGGAUUCAGACCGAUCCCAAUGUGUUUGCCAUGGCUGGUUCCAGGGAGAGACUGUCUGUCGAGAAUCUCCCAUUUCUGCCUGCCUUGGGUGGAGCCGGUUCUUGUAAUUAUAACUCGAGAUUCUCGAGGCCGAAUGUGAGUAAUAGCCGGCUUUUCGAGGCACACAGGACCCCGGUUUCCUCAGCAGCGAUGCACAACUUGCGCCGAAACGUACUGUUGUCCACUAGGAAUGGUUCUCGUUCGUUGCUGAGGACUAGGGAACCUCUCGACAAGGAGAAAGUAGCUAGGAUUUUCGAUCAGGUAAUCGACCGUGUAGGUGACUUUAUGAUUCAUCAGACUUGGAACCAUGUGAUACAGAAUCUUGUGGAGGUCUGCAACGAAGAGCAGAGGACUCGGAUCCUGGAGAAGGUGACCCUUCAGGAACCCCUACUAGUCAGGAUUUGUCUGGACUCGUAUGGAAUCCACGCGGUGAAGAAACUACUGGACCAUGUUACAACGCCAUAUCAGAUGGCCCUGGUCGUAUCGGCUUUGUUGCCCGGCGUGGUCUCGCUGGCUCUGGAGAGGAAUGGUGUGAUUGAGCAUUGCUUGCAGAACUUCCCUCAUGAAUAUACAGAGCCCCUUUUGGUGGUGAUGGCGAAUAAUUGCUACGACAUUGCAACCAAUCAAAACGGGUGUUGCACACUGCAAGCUUGCAUCAACUAUUCCGACGGAGCGAGCCGAGAGCACCUCUUGGCCGAGCUAACAUCAUAUUCCCUGCAAUUAGCUCAAGACGAAUACGGGUUCGUUUCCGCUUUAGUUGUCUUCGGUCUUUCAUUUCAUGAAUGUGAAGGUUCUUCAAACAUUUGUUUUUUUCUUUGCUUCAGCAACUAUGUGGUGCAGAGUUUACUGAGUUUGAUGAUGCCGGGCGUUACGAACAAGGUUCUAGAAGUGCUUCGAGGUAGUUUUCUCCCUUUGUCGACUAACAAGUAUGCUUCUCAUGUGGUCGAGAAAUGCUUCAAUACCCUCGAGGAAGCGCAGUCCAGACAUAUUGCGUUGGAGUUGACGACGAGCUCGAGUUGCCCAAAACUUUUCACCAAUAAAUUCGGAAACUAUGUCGCCCAAAAGUUGCUGGAAGUAGCGCACCAGGUUAGAUCCGGUGCACAAUUUUACUCUUCAAACCUUCUUUCUUUUCUCAUUAUGCAUGCUAAUGCUUGAAGCUCGUCGUGCUUAUUAUUCCAUGCUUAGUUUUGGGGGCUGAUU
This is a messenger RNA of Syzygium oleosum, 1992 nucleotides long. RefSeq names its product pumilio homolog 11-like. NCBI's taxonomy places the organism in Eukaryota, Viridiplantae, Streptophyta, Magnoliopsida, Myrtales, Myrtaceae. Gene Ontology annotation, molecular function: mRNA binding. Gene Ontology annotation, biological process: post-transcriptional regulation of gene expression. Gene Ontology annotation, cellular component: cytoplasm. The record is from RefSeq and is a predicted model, not a curated record. Bases 337 to 1947 code for a protein of 536 amino acids. The transcript is spliced from 3 exons.